UUAAUCAAUUGUUAUAUUAAUUUAAUUGCUAAGUCUCAUUUGUAAAUAUAAUUAUGCAUAAUGUUUUGUGAUUAAGUGAUUUAAAUGCAUUGCUAUUAUUUACAGAUUUUCCGGCCGGAAUAGCGCAAUACCCAUUCUAUAUGAUGGAUCGACCAUGGGCUAUGAAUUUGGGAUCUAUUGGGAUGAUAAUGGCUCACGAGAUGACACACGCACUCGAUAUCCAGGGAAGUCUCUAUGACUUUAAGGGAGAUCUAAGAAACUGGUGGUCAGAGAGCGCUCGCAAGACUUUUACUGAUAAAAGUCAAUGUUUUGUCAAUCAGUAUAAUUCCUAUCGCUUUCCCGAACAGAAUAUGACGGUCAAUGGGAGCCUAACAUUGGGUGAAAAUAUUGCCGACAACGGCGGUAUACGUGAAGCAUAUCGGGCACUAAAAGCGUAUCAAAAGCAAAGGUCGGGACAGUUUGAGAGAUUGCCCGGAAAAAUGGAUCAAUUUGACGAAGAGCAAUUGUUUUUCAUAUCAUUUGCUAACAUGUGGUGUUCAAACAAUUUGCCAAACGCUGUGAAGAAGACCCUGGAGUCCGGCGCCCAUCCGCCGGAGUCGGUGCGAGUCGACGGUUCGUUAGCCAACUUCGAUAAGUUUUCGGACGCCUUUCACUGCAAACCGGGAUCUAAAAUGUUUAGACAACCAGAAGAGAGAUGUAUUCUCUGGUGAUUGAGAGCCCAUUGUAUAAGUCUUUUAAAUAAUUUUAAAUUUCUAAAUAAAA
Messenger RNA from Medioppia subpectinata, 762 nucleotides. The record is from the annotation of a GenBank genome assembly. NCBI's taxonomy places the organism in Eukaryota, Metazoa, Arthropoda, Arachnida, Sarcoptiformes, Oppiidae.